GUGGAGGUGGCGCUGGAGGAGCGCGCCGCGCCGGCCAGGUCCCGGACGGUGCCCAAGCGUCAGAUAGAGCUCCGACCUCGGCCCCGGAGCCCCCGGCGGGCGUCCGGCGCGCAGCGCCCCGCGCGGCUUCUGCGCACCGGCUCGCUGGACGAAUCGCUGAGUCGCCUGCAAGCCGCCGCGGGCCAUGUGCAGACUGCGCUCGCCAGAAAACUCAGUCCGGCGCCCCUGGCCCUAAGUAGAGUCCCGUCCGGGCCCACGGAGCGCCUGGAGCCCACGACCCGGGAAACAGCCCGCGGCGCCCGAGUGGUGCAGGAGGAGCCCAGAUCCCGACCACCCCGCGCGCAGGACCGUGCCGCCCUCCCCAGAGCCCCACGGCCGUGGCCCAGCCUCCGCGAGCGCGCGAUUCGCCGCGACAAGCCCCCUCCAGGGACCGAGCCGCUGGGUCCUGUUAGCUCCAGCAUCUUCCUGCAGUCAGAGGAGAAGGUCCCAGAGGCGCCCCACCGGGAACCCAAGAUUCAAUCUCAGAGAGAGACUUCGAACCCUGCACGGAGUCCGCCCUUCCAGACUAGGAGCCCCUGGCCAGUGAAGCCAGGGAGCCCGUCCCCGCCGUGGGAGGCCCCGAAUGGGGCCCUGCGGGGUCCUCGCUGCCCACCUCCCCAGGCCCUGUCCCCGUGGGAACGGGCGGUUCGGAGGGUGAGGAGCCCAUCGGUUCACGAAGCUUCUUCCACCUGGGAAAACUGGAAUCCAGCCGUCGAGGAAACUGUCAGCAGCAGAAGGAGCCCUUCCCCUCCGACUCUUGCCCAGUGGGAUCUGGGAGUUGCCAGGGCAAGAAGCCCAGCCCUUGAAGCUCCCGCCCUGAGGGAGCUUCCACUUCCAGCAGUCUGGGUAGCAGGGAAGGGGAGCCCGUCCCCGCCUGCCAUGCCCGGGUGCGCAGCUCCAGAUGGUCCUGUAGAAAGGCCGGGGAGUCCAUCAUCCCCGGAGCCGCGGGCUGCCUCGGUGCAGCGAUCAAGAGCAGCUCUGAAUGGAGUCACCCAGGAAGCGCAGGCACCAUCUACGCCAUCCACACUUGGGACUCCAGAGCCAACGGAGGCGCAGAGCCCAUCCACGCCGGAGAUUCUGGAUCUUGCCUUCCGAGGAGGCAGCCAGCCGUCCCUAGAGUUGGUUGCUGCCUGCCAGCCACCGAGCUGUGGGCACGUGAGAGCCCCAGAGGCCGGCGAGCGGCCUGAAACCUUGCGCCCUGGGGAAGCGGCCGCAGGGCAUUCAUGCGUGGCCAUCCGGAGGCCCCGCGACGUGCGCAAGAUGGUGAAGACCACGUAUGCGCCAACUUUUCCGGAAAGAACCCCAAUCUUAGAUCUGCCUGUAUCGCCCGCCGAUCCCCAACUGGAGAAAGACACCAAGCCCAAGGUGCAAGACCCCGAGGCGCCGGGAUCCCCCGAGCCGGCUCACUACACUUCUGUCUUUCGUAAGGACUUUCUGCCGAUCGUGCCUCACCCCUACGAGCCCUCAGGACCACCCUCCAAUCUCGACACGGCCCCCCGAGAGGCCUCGAAGCCCAACGGCAUCCCGCGGAGGAGAGCGGAGAACAACACAGCGAAGCCCUUCGCGCGCACUGAGAUCCGCCUGCCCCGGGCCCUGGGCCUGCUCCGCCGCGUGGAGGGAAGCCUGGGAGUCCCGGGGCGCGGGCUGGGCGGCCUGGAGCACCCGGAUGUGGGGGGAGGCGGCUGCCUCCUCCCCGACGGUACAGGUCAGGUCAGCCCUCCCGAAGGCCCGCGCACCUCACCCCAGGGGUCCUCUCCAGAGCCAGCGAGGACCCACCAGCCUGGGCCACCCGGCCCCAAUGACCCUCAGGCAUACCGUGGCUUGAGCCCAGAGAGCUCCCCCAAAUUGGAAACGGCCCCCGCGCUUACCCUCCCACGGGAGACCCAGGCGAAGGCCCGCGGGACAGCGCCCGCCCAGCCUCGCUCAGCCUCAGCGCCCCCCAUGGACCGGUCCCCGGAAGGCCCCUCCCUGGGGGCGCGCAGGCCCCUUGGGACUGCACAUCCGGGGAAGGUCCUGGUGGACCCUGAGAGCGGCCGCUACUACUACGUGGAAGCGCCACGGCAGCCUCGCCUGCGGCUGCUCUUCGACCCCGAAAGUGGGCAGUACGUGGAGGUAUUGCUGCCACCCUCGCCCUCGGGGCAGCCCCACCACGUCUACACUCCGCUGGCCCUGGGGUCCAGCCUCUACCCAGCAGCCUAUGCGCCCGCCGGCCUCUCAUUGCCGUCUUCCCCGGGCCUGCCGGCUGUCAGCCCCCAGCUGCCCUGGGCCUCUGAAGCCAGGCCCCCAGACAGGAUGUACUGCCUGCCAGUGGGUGGAACCCCCAGCCCUGCACCACCUCUCUUCCUCUGCGCAGCCCCAGCCAGCUCUGGUCCUGCCCAGCAGGGCAGGGCCUCUCUGUUCCCGGUGUGAGGUUGCCUGAUGCCCUGCCAUCCAGCCCCCUGUCCUCCUCUCCGACCCUCAUCUCCGCCCUUGACCUGUGCCAUCCGGUCUUCUGACCUGAAGUUGCGUUCAGAGAUCUGAGACCCAAGGCUGAUGGAGCUGGGGCUCAGGGAGUGAGUGUCUACUUCCUUCCCAGACAAAAGUGUAUUUCCCUUCUAGAGCCUUCCCAAGGUGUAGUGUGUGUGUGUCUGUGUGUGUGUGUGUGUGUGUGUGUGUGUGUGUGUGUGUGUGUGUGUACAUACGCGCGCCCGCAAAGAAUCAAAUAUGUAAAGACAAGGAGUGCCCAGAAACAGGCCUAGGUGGUACUGGGGUUCCCUCAAGGGGCACCUGAGAAUGGAAGCAGAGGGAGACAGGGCUGCCCCCAGAGGUAGUGAGCUGUCUGCUGUCUACCAUGGAUGCCAGGAGGCACUGGGAAGGCAGAGGGGGAGGACCCUGUUCUCAAAGCUGUCAGCCUAUGGAAGAGAAGCUGCUGCCUGGCCUGGAACUCCGGGAGGAGGUGAUGGAACAGGCUGGUUCUGAGAAGGAACUGCAGGGGCCAGUAGGUGGAGGUGGAGCAAGGAGGUCAGGUGGGAAGGAGUCAUGGCCGGGAGGAGGCACUGGGAAAGAGGUAGGUCAAGGUGGUUGUUCCCCAGCUUCUUCAAGGCCUCAAAGCUGAGCUGACUCACCCUGGGUCAGAAGCAGGGGCUUCAGCCACUCCCACCAAGGGGUUGCGUAGGGAAGGAAUAAGACCUUAGGAAGGUCGUAAGUAGGGAGGGUAUUGACUGCUGACCCCUCUAGGUCAGGACUGGUGGUAGAAGGGAUGUCCUUGUGGGAAGCAGACCCGAGGGACCUGGAGACCUCAGGCAAGGGCAGAAAUUGGAGCCCGUGCUCCAACUGUCCUGACGUUCUGGGCACCUCUGGCGGGCUGGGGUCUGGGCACCAUAGGAAGAGUCUGUGUGGGCCUGGGAGUGGGAAGUGGUCUGUGUGGAGGGUCUGUGAGUGGUUCUGAGACUGGAAGGGCUGGGUUUGGCUGGCUGCUGUGUCCCACUAUGAGUUUAGGGAGGGACAGUUCCCGUUAGAAUCAGUGGCAGGGACAAAGAGGCCUCCUCUAAGCUCUUGGUCUCUGGGGAAAAUGGGUCCCUGGGAGUCCCUGCCCCCCUGCCCAGAAUUAGAAGCUGACUAGAGGAACUAUGAGUCAGAGUGACCUGGACAUCUCCCCUUGGCUGGAGACACUGGUCCCAAUGGCAUGGAGCACCCGGUGACAUCCCUGGGCCCCACCCCAAAUCCUGUGUGUGCAAUAAAAAGCUAGCCAUUGAACCGUAA
This is a messenger RNA of Echinops telfairi (small Madagascar hedgehog), 3780 nucleotides long. RefSeq names its product proline rich basic protein 1 (gene PROB1). Gene Ontology annotation, cellular component: nucleoplasm. Lineage: Eukaryota; Metazoa; Chordata; Mammalia; Afrosoricida; Tenrecidae. The record is from RefSeq and is a predicted model, not a curated record. The transcript has a single exon. The annotation marks the transcript as partial.